AUGAAUAAAUUUGACUUGUUUGAUGAUUACUCGACCAAAGGGUCAGCUAUCCCUCUUCCCAAUGAAAAUUUUGACCAAUUGUUCUUAAGCUCGGAACCCAAUGAUAUUGAAUUUUUAUUUAAUGAAACGUUGAUGGGGUUACAAGAUUUAGAUGUUCCUUCUGGGUAUGGAGUUUCCCAAAAUACCAUUAAUAAUGAUUUCCACCACACACCAAAUAAGUCAAAGUCUCACAGUAGGCAAUACAGUGGAACAGCAAUUUUUGGUUUUGCCGACCACAAUAGAGAUUUAUCCAUAAAUGGUGUCAGCAAUGACUUGUACAAACAAUCCAAUAAAGUCAUUAGCACACAGUCUGUAUCACCUGGCGAGUUGUUGAAACGUGCAAGAGCUUCACCAACGCCAACACCAACAACUGUACCGGCUACUGCUCAAGACAUUUUAGAUUUUAAUUUUGAAGAAAAACCAAUUUUGUUACUUGAAGAGGAUGAGCUUGAAGAAGAAAAACACAAACAACAAGAAAGAAUGAUGACACAACUGUCUCCGUUAAAAAGAGUAACCACUCCUAGGCAAUCGCCAUUUGUCCAACAAUCUCAAACCAUGAAACAGAGAAAGUCACACAAGACAGACGAGUACAUUGUUGCCAAUGAGAAUCCCAAUUCGUACAAAUUUCCACCAUCACCUUCACCGCCUGCCAAACGUCAACAGUAUCCACCGUCCUCUCCAAUACCAUAUAAUCCAAAACCUGAUCCAGUUGGUGGCAAUUCUUAUUCUGCAAAAUACUUGCAGUCUUUAAACAAAACCCAGCAAGUUGAAUAUGUUGAUGAUAUUGAACCGUUUUUGCAGGACGAUACGAAUAACAUGAAGUAUAUUCCAAUUCCUAUACAAGAACCCAUGCUGUACCAAAAACAGAAACCAAUGACACCUCCAUUACAAUCACAAAAGGUUUCUCAACCGGUAGAACCAUUAAAGGCAUCACAACCACAACCAAAACAACAACAGCAACUAAAUAAUGAACAGGGUAAAGAAUUUAAUGCUAAUUUCAAUUUCAACACUUUCUUACCCCCACCGACUCCACCCAAUUUGAUUAAUGGAUCUCCUGAUUGGAACUCAUCACCAGAACCGCUUUCUCCCUCUCCAGGAAGAUUGCAGCCACCACAACAGAUAUCCCCAGUUCACCAGAAUCUAGGUGCUAUGGGUAACAAUAUCAACUUUUAUACACCCAUGUAUUACGAGCUGCCUGUACACUCUGAACUAGCACAACAACAGCAACAAAACCAGCCUGAAUUACAAAACACUUAUCAACAGAUUAAACACAUUCAACAACAACAGCAAAUGCUACAACACCAGCUUCAUACUCAAAACAACCAACAACAACAACAACAACAACAACAACAGCAACAACAACAACAACAGCAACGUCCAAUUCAAUUCCAGAAUCAGAAUAAGAUUCCUUACUCACAACAAAAUCAAUUCUCACCUACGCAUUCCAAUUUAAACUUGUCUCCUGCAAAACAACUUAAUCCAGAUGCAAUUUCCAUGCAUUUAUCACCUUUGAAAAAACAAUUACCAAACACACCAACGAAGCAACCCCCUGUCACCAUUGAAUGGAGUCCAGUUAUAUCACCAAACUCAAAACAACCAUUACACAAACAAAUCAAAGAAUCGUCACCACGACGCCGAAUCAAAAAGACCUCAUUGUUGCCACCAGGUGAAUUGGAUAACUAUUGGACAGGACCAGAUAAAGACAAAAUAUAUACCUGUACCUACAAAAACUGUGGGAAAAAAUUCACUCGUCGAUAUAAUGUGCGAAGUCAUAUUCAAACACAUUUAAGUGAUCGUCCAUUUGGUUGUCAGUUCUGUCCCAAAAGAUUUGUUAGACAACAUGAUUUGAAUCGUCACGUGAAAGGACACAUUGAAGCCAGAUAUAGUAAAUGUCCUUGUGGUAAAGAGUUUGCUAGAUUAGAUGCUUUGAGAAAGCACCAGGAUCGAAAUAUUUGUGUUGGUGGGAAUAAAAAUGCCAUUAGUAAACCUACAAAGAAAAAGGGGACUAAUAACUGUCAACAGCAAGUGCCUAGUACAGAUAUAGUAGUUGAGAGAAUAGAAAAACAGUUGCUACAGGAAGAUAACAGUCUUACUGACGAGUUUUUGGUGUUGCAAUAG
Messenger RNA from Candida dubliniensis CD36, 2157 nucleotides. RefSeq names its product DNA-binding transcription factor (gene ACE2). The record is from RefSeq and is a predicted model, not a curated record. Gene Ontology annotation, molecular function: DNA-binding transcription factor activity, RNA polymerase II-specific; RNA polymerase II cis-regulatory region sequence-specific DNA binding. The coding region runs from base 1 to 2157 and encodes 718 amino acids. Gene Ontology annotation, biological process: regulation of transcription by RNA polymerase II. NCBI's taxonomy places the organism in Eukaryota, Fungi, Ascomycota, Pichiomycetes, Serinales, Debaryomycetaceae. The transcript has a single exon.